CAAUAACAGAACUCCAUUCGUCAUAACCUCUCUUUAAAUAAGAAAUGGUUUUGCAAAAUCGACAGAAGACCAACUCAAGCCAAUCCUGGUAAAGGUUGUUACUGGACAUUACUACCGGGAACAGAGCAAAUCUUUAUCGAUAAUCUGACGCAAGAAGGCGGUCAUAGUCGAAAACACCACGACAUUGGACUGACGACCGAAUUAUCCGUGGGCCAACGAAGAGGCGCCUGCUAUUAUCGGAAUAACUCUACUGUUCCACCACCACUACCAUCCACAUCCUCCUCUGUAACACCGAAUAACAACGCUACAUCCACACAUCAACCGCCCAUUGUCACGCUAUCCUCUUCUACAACUACCACAUCUUCCUCUACAUCGAUAGCCACACCACUCCCUUUACCUCCACCACCACCUCCACCUCCUCUCUCAUCUUCCGUACCAACACUUCCACAACAGCAGCAGCUGUCAUCGUCGGAAAUGCAUUUAGUUACACCACCUCUUACUCCAACGAAACCUGAUGUAGCCAUGCAUCAUCACUAUCUUCACCCUCAUUCUUCCUUUUCACAACUGAACACGUCAACAAAGCCUCUCAUUCAUUCGCCUCUUUAUACUAACUUUCGUAUGGUAGAUAGAGCGCCUAAAUGUGCCGACAUUAAUUACUAUCCGACACGAAUACCUACAACACAGCAGCACCAGCACCAGCACCAGCAGCAGCCUCAUCAUCAUCCUCAUCAUCAACAUCAUCAUUCUAUCAAUAUGGAUGAUAACCAAUCGGAUAAUGACUCUGGUGUCGAUGUUGGUAAUGAAUAUCUAUUAAGCCAAGGAAGAGAUUCCCUCGGGAGUAGCACCACUCUUGUGAAUCAAAAAUACAAUAAUAAGCGUCGACGUUUAAAUCAUCAACAACAACAACAGCAACAACAGGUAAAUAACCACGUGGUUGUUCCAACACAGCAACCACCUCCUCCUACCACUGCCGCUACUACAUCCACCCUCCUACCCGACACAAUUUCCUCUUUUAGCUGUAUACCUCCCUCCAUGAUGAGUACUGUUACAGCACCUUAUGAAGUCAAUCAUUGGGUAGAACAACAGUCUUUAUUUUAUACCGAACUUCAGCAACAACAACAACAACAACAACAACAAUUUUACCAUCCUACCUCCACCACGCCAUUGAAUACCACCACCACCACCACCACCACCGCGUCACCUUCUUGCCCCCUUUUACUUGAUCAUACACCCACCGCUGCCACAAAUACGACAGCGACAUCCCCAUGGGAUCAAUCUACUACCCCUCAUACUGUUCUCACUACCCCUCAAUUUGAAUCUCAAUCCUCACCCAUGUGGUUCAAUCACACCGGUGGCCAUCCCAAUACACACCCGGGCAUUGCCAUGGCGGAACCCCUUAUGAAGCAACCUCUGUCAUUACAACCUCCUUUUGUUACUACCACCACCAUUCAUCUUGAUCAUGACGAUGAAGUGACUCAAAAAUAUCUCCAUUUCGAAGAAGACGCGACAAACGAUGAUAUUAUGCUCCAUUCCUCUUCUACCCAUACAAAUAAUAAUCACUUUAUGCUUUUCAAUAAUAAUAAUAAUAUUAAUAAUAAUAACAAUAAUCAUACCACUACUCAUUCCCAACAGCAGCAGCAACAACAACAACCACAACCACAACCUAUGGUGAUGAGUGAUUACACUUUAUACCCAACCACUUACUAUUAUCCAACAUCUACCACCACCACCACUACCACCACCACUACCACCACUGCUGCCGCCACUGUCGAUGCCCCUCAUAUUAAUUCAACAUUUCAUCAACCCUCAUUUGUAUCUAUGCAAGACAUUCUCUAUACAAACACUACUACUCCUGAUCUUCAUAAUAAUACUAUUCAUACUUCUUCAUAAUGGUGAAUAAAAAUAGAAAGGUUAACUUUAUUUUAUUUUUUUGGUUAAAAAAAACUCAAACCUUUUUUCUGCUAAAUUCACGUCCCGCAUAAAUUUAUUUUUCUACCACUUUUUUGAGACAAUGUUUCCUAAAAAAUGACAAAAAAUCCGGCUCCUGUCCCAUCCUCCAUCAUCUUUAUCGUUCUAGCGUUCUGUUUUAUCGUAAGCAGUCGUAAAUGUUAAAAAUAGAUCUAUAGUCAUUC
Mycotypha africana is the source of this 2132-nucleotide messenger RNA. RefSeq lists its product as uncharacterized. The record is from RefSeq and is a predicted model, not a curated record. NCBI's taxonomy places the organism in Eukaryota, Fungi, Mucoromycota, Mucoromycetes, Mucorales, Mycotyphaceae. Bases 475 to 1890 code for a protein of 471 amino acids. The transcript has a single exon.